Epinephelus lanceolatus (giant grouper) is the source of this 3036-nucleotide messenger RNA. It is a transcript of the gene ero1a, whose product is annotated as endoplasmic reticulum oxidoreductase 1 alpha. Gene Ontology annotation, molecular function: thiol oxidase activity; protein-disulfide reductase activity; FAD binding. The record is from RefSeq and is a predicted model, not a curated record. Gene Ontology annotation, cellular component: endoplasmic reticulum; endoplasmic reticulum membrane. Gene Ontology annotation, biological process: protein folding in endoplasmic reticulum. Lineage: Eukaryota; Metazoa; Chordata; Actinopteri; Perciformes; Serranidae.
AUUACACGUAGCGGACUGGAAAUGAGGAAGUGGCAGGAAGCAGCACUUCACAUGAGCUCACCUCCUCUCACCGCUCACAGCCUCAUUCUGCUGUUAAACUACUGAAGUGAAGCUUUCCUCUUUUAUACAUAUAUAUAUAUAUAGGGUAGUUUAAAACAGAGGAGAGGCGGAUAUGAAGCUGGUGGUCCUCCUGCUCCUCCUCCAGGUGACCGGAUGUGCAGACAGCAGGUGCUUCUGUCAGGUCACAGGAGACCUGGACGACUGCACGUGUGAUGUGGAGACCAUCGAUGGCUUUAACAACGACAAGCUGUUCCCCAAACUUCAAACUCUUCUGGAGUCGGACUAUUUCAGGUUCUACAAGGUGAACCUGAACAAGGAGUGUCCGUUCUGGACGUCGAGCAGUCAGUGUGGUCUAAAGCACUGUGCUGUGAAGCCCUGCUCUCCUAAUGAAGUGCCAGAAGGGAUCAGGUCCUCCCCACACCACAAGUAUUCAGCAGAAGUAAAUGAGCAGCCAGUUGAUUGUGAGCAGGCGGAGCAUCUCGGAGCUGUGGAUGUUUCUUUAAGUGACGAGACCAGAAAGGCUCUGCUCAACUGGAGCAAACACGACGAUGAGGCCGAACGCUUCUGCGUGGUUGACGACGAGGAGUCACCGGACUCUCAGCAUGUCGACCUGCUGCUGAACCCGGAGCGCUACACGGGCUACAAAGGACCAGAGACCUGGCAGAUCUGGAACAGCAUCUAUGAGGAGAACUGCUUCAAACCAUACACCAUCAAGCGACCUCUGAUUCCCAACUCGUUCCACAGCAGCUCAGGAAAUGAAGCAAAGACCUUCUACAGCUGGCUGGAAGGUCAGUGUGUAGAGAAGAGGGCUUUCUACCGGCUUGUCUCCGGCCUCCAUGCCAGCAUCAACAUACACCUGAGCGCCAGAUACCUCUUGGAUGACAGCUGGUUCCAGAAGAAGUGGGGUCACAACGUGUCGGAGUUCAGACAGCGUUUUGAUUCAGAGCUGACGGCCGGCGAGGGGCCCAAGAGGCUCCGCAACCUCUACUUCCUGUUCCUGAUCGAGCUGCGGGCGCUGGCCAAAGUUCUGCCUUUCUUCCAGCAGCCGUCCUUCCAGCUGUACACCGGCAGACCGGAGGAGGACCAGAGACACAAAGAGCUGCUGCUGGAGAUCCUGCAGCUGGCCCGAUCUUUCCCUCUGCACUUCGAUGAGACGUCUUUAUUUGCUGGGGAUGAAAAGGAAGGUGCCAAACUGAAGGAGGACAUCCGACUGGCCUUCCUCAACAUCUCCAGGAUCAUGGACUGUGUGGGCUGCUUCAAGUGUCGACUGUGGGGCAAACUGCAGACCCAGGGAUUAGGAACAUCGCUAAAGAUUUUGUUUUCAGAGCGACAGAUUGAAGCUCUGCCCACAUCCAGCGUCCAGCGACCCAGUUUCCAGCUCAGCCGACAAGAGAUUGUCUCCCUGUUCAAUGCCAUUGGAAGGAUUUCCACAAGCAUCAGAGAGCUGAAGAACUUCAGAUCGCUGUUAGCGGAGGAGCUGUGAUGGUGUGGGGAGCCACUCUUCUGCCUGAAUCCUGCUGAAAUACUGUUUAAACUACCGUCAGAGUUUAACAUGAAUAGAGAUCAGCUUCAGCUCCUUAGCUCUUAGCUGAGUCUCAGUGGUGGAAGAAGUAUCCUGGUCUAUUACUUGAGUAAUUGUAGUGAUACCACAGUGUAGAAAUACCUGCCAAGUAAAAGUUCUGCAUUCAGAAUCAUAGUUAAGGAAAAGUACAAUAAUGAUAACAUGAAAAUAUAGUAAAUAUAGUAAAGUAACAAAAGUACUCAUUAUGCAAAAUGGCCCAUUUCAUAAUAAAAAAUAUAUAUCACUAGAUUAUAGUUAUUGAUGCAUUCAUGAGUUCACCACUUUAAUGUUGCAGCUGGUAAAUGUUGGAAUAAUUUUGAUUGUUUUAUAUGCUGCUGGGUAGCUAAACCUAUAAUAAUAUAUCAUAAUUUAUUAGGUGAUUUAUAUUUGUUUUAUUAUGGAGAAAAAGCACAAUAUUUGCUUCCAACAUGUAAUGGAGUAGAAAUAUAAAGCAGCCAAAAAUGUAAAUACUCAAGUAAAGUACAAGUAACUCAAAACUGUACUUAAGUAUGUUUAGUUACAUUCCACCACUGCACUGCUGAGAGGAGACUGAGAUUAUUUUUCUAUGAAGAAUUAAGUCCUUUUUCUUGAAUUAAAAAUAAAUUUGUAAUUUUGACAUGUUACACCACUGGCUAUAUUUGAUAUUUUGUAUUAUAUUAAUGUAGCUUAAAGUUUUUUGUUGAGUGAAACUGUAAUAAUUCCAGCUAUUAUGAGAGACUGAAGAGAUGAUUUGAAAAUGUGCUUUCACCAAUAUUACACUUCACUUGCAGUGUUUUUGUGAUUAUGCUGGUGUCCUGAGGGUGGCGCUGUUUGUAAAGCAAAUUUUUAUCUAUGAAUACAAAAUCUAAUUGCUUUGGAAAGUCUUAAUUUAAUGUAAACAAGAGGAAUAUGCCGUGUGUUGAGAUGAAGAACUGUACGGGUGUGAGAAUGAUAUAUUUUAAUUUAAUUUCCAGACUGAUGCAUUUCAUUAAAAUCAUACAUUUUCUGUGACCUAUUAACCUGUGUGUGUGUGUGUGUCUGUGUGUGUGUGUGUGUGUCUGUGUGUGUGUCUGUGUGUGUGUCUGUGUGUCUGUGUGUGUGUGGCAGAGAACAUUAACCCAGUUCCAUCGGCGGUGGGUCCCGGUUAAUGGUGCCUUCAAGUACCCCUCGAGAACUCAGACUUCCAUUGUUUAGCGUGUUGGUUGAAAUGUAUUUAAGAUUUUGUAUUUAAAUCACAAAUAAUAUUAAACUUGAAAACACGUAGACCUACAUGAAAUCAAAAAUUAAGACAGGUGUACCGGUGAUGUGUGUUGCAAUUCUUUGUGACUUUGCUGUUUGCUGUAGAUAACUGACUAAUGUUCAGAAAUAUACUGGCUUAAUGUAAAUGUGUUUUCUGACUGAAAAUAAUAAAAGGAAAUAAAAUUAUUUUUAAGAAA